Lodderomyces beijingensis is the source of this 1680-nucleotide messenger RNA. Lineage: Eukaryota; Fungi; Ascomycota; Pichiomycetes; Serinales; Debaryomycetaceae. The record is from the annotation of a GenBank genome assembly.
AUGUUCUUGAACAACGAGAUCAAGAAUGGCUACAACGAAAAGACAAUGGAAUACCUAGCGUGGUUGAAGACCCAGGGCGUCAAGAUCAACCCCAAAGUCACCAUAUUCGACUAUACCGCGGUCAACCAAGGUCGCGGAGUUAUAGCCACCGAGAACCUCGAGGCCGAUGAAGUGAUUGCGACGAUACCCAAGUCGGUCUUGGUCAACGUGACCCAGAAUUCGUUGGUUAAAGACUAUCCUCAUCUCGAGUACGAACUUGUGCAUUUGAACCACUGGGACGGGUUGAUCAUCACCUUGCUUUAUGAAUUUAGGCGUCGCGGCGAGAGUCGCUGGGCUAGCUACUUGGACGUGCUACCUACAUCCCAUUUCAACCAGCUCAUGUGGUGGAACUCCAACGAGUUGAACAUGUUGCAGCCUUCGUGCAUCUUGGAGCGGAUAGGCAAGGACUCGGCCCUCAAGAUGUUUGAGCGAAUAUUGAAGAUCAUCAACCGCUUGCAAAUCACCGAGUUGAACGAUGUCACUACUGAACAGUACAACGUGGUCGCCACGCUCAUCAUGUCGUAUUCGUUUGAUGUCGAAAUCACCGAUGCCGAAGAGGAAAAAUUGGAGGAUUUAGUGGCGAGUGAACGUAAAGCACGUCAGCCAACUACACCGCAGCAACAGCGGGAUAACGACGUUGUGCGCGACUUUGAUCGAGAAAAUGAGCUGGAGCGGGAGCAGGAGCAGGAACAGCGGGAAGAUGCCAUGAUUUCCAAUCUCGAGGACGUCGAGCAGAGACUAGAGGUGGCGAUAAUAAUCGACGGCUAUUUGAAGUCGAUGGUUCCCUUUGCUGAUACCUUAAACGCCGAUACCAAUUACAACAACGCCAUUGUCUCGGACGCAGAUGAAAACUUGGUCAUUAAAACCAUCACCGCUAUCAAAACCGGUGAUCAGAUAUACAACACCUACUCCGACCACCCCAACAGCGAGAUUCUACGAAGAUACGGCUACGUCGAAUUGGAGGGCUCAAAGUUUGAUUUUGGCGAGAUUCCAUUAUCGAUCCUCAAGCAGUUUUUCUUGGAAAAAUACAAUGUCGAUGAAGACAAGCUCGACUCGCUCCUCGAUUUGAUCGGCGAGAUAUCGAACCAGGAACAAAUGGACGAGCACUCCGAGGACGGCACAUUUGAGCUCGUGAUUGAAUCCUACGACUGUUUCAAGAGCGGCGAAGUGAUUGUCGAGUUGAUCUUCUUGGUGCAGUUGUUAACGACUUUUUUCCUCCUUGAUGAAAUCGUCGAGCUCAACCGUAUUCGUCGCGUGUACCGCAAAUGCCACCAGCUCAUUGAAUCCAAGACGGUAACGCUGGAUUUCAUAACUAACUUCAACGAGAUCUUCAAGGUGCGCAUGGACCAGUACCCGAACUAUGCAGCGCAACCGUUCAAUACGGUCAUCGCCAAGGAGAUUAGAGACGUCAUGGCGGAAACGGUGUUGAAGUCGGAGUAUCAGUCUUUGAGCGCAUGCAAGGAAGAUGUGCCGCGCACGUUGGAGUUGACGUUAGGGGAUAAGGUCAAGAUCAUCAAGGAUGAAAAAUUCCUCAGGGCGAUUAGGAAAAAGAGACUUGCUACUGAUGCCGAUGCUGAUGCUGAUGAAAAUGUCGAACAACCUCCAAUUAAAAAAGAUGUAAAAAAUAACAAUUCUAUAUAG